UACGCCGUGCAGACCUACGAUGGCCUUCCGAUCGCAAACGCCGUCUCGGACGUCCACAUCAAUCCCAGGGGCUCGGUGUUCCUGGCGGGAGCGUCGUUCGUUCCAACGUCGAGCAUCCAAAAUCUGGCUCAUAGGCGGGCCGAUGUCGCAACCCUGACGCCGAUCGAAGCCAUCGAAGCACUCGGUCGACAUCUGGGCUAUCCUGCCGGCAGCACGGCCAAUGCUACGAUCCAGUAUCCGGUUGCAAACAAUACAAAUAUCCUGCGCGUUUUCGGGGUGUCGUUUUCGACAUCCUCGGUGAGUGUCCAGCUCAAAUACUAUGCCCUCGAUCAAACCCUCAUCAAAGUCUGGGAUAUCAACACACCCAUGGUCGACCCCGAGCACUGGUAUAACGCCUUCGUGUCCGUUACGGACGGGUCCGUCGUUGCCCUGACAAACUGGGUCAACAAGGCCACCUCGUCCGUCCCAGACGCCUACUACGAUGUCGUCCCCAUUGAGAAUCACUCGAUUACCGAAGGCCGUGUGAUGAUCAUGAGUCCAUGGGAUCUGAACUAUUCCCCAUAUGGCUGGCACAGCAACUUUGACGAUGGCAGCCCUGACUAUUCCGCGAAUGUCACAACGAUCGGGAACAACGCUAUUGUCCAGGAGAACUGGGCGGCACUAGCCGAUCCCUUCUACAAUUUCCGGCCGCGUGGCCUCAACAGGACGUUCAACUUCACUCUGGAUCUGACCGUCGACCCGACGCAGGGUGGAAACGUAAACGCCUCGAUUGCCCAGGCUUUCUAUCUUGUCAGCCUCCUUCAUGAUAUCUUUUGCCGGUUCGGAUUCACGGAGGCAGCCGGAAACUUCCAGUUUGUCAACUUUGGCAAUCAAGGACAGCCGCUGGAUCCCGUGGUUGUCAAUGUGCAAGAUGGCAGUGGAUUUAACAACGCCAACUUUGCUACCCCGCCCGACGGCCAGCCGCCUCUGCUUCGGGCUUACAUAUUCACAGUGACAAAUCCCCGACGGGAUGGUGCCCUUGAUAAUAGCAUCAUGAUCCACGAAUUUGGACAUGGAGUCUCCAACAGAUUGACGGGAGGCUCAGCCACAGCGAACUGUCUGACAACUCCCAUGUCCCUCGGGUUGGGCGAAGGCUGGAGCGACUGGCUCUCGAUCGCCCUCCAGAACAAUCCAAACACGACCCGAAACGACCUCUUUUACAUUGGCGCCUAUCCGUUCAACAGAUCGGUUCGGAACUACCCUUACACAACCAACAUGAGCGUCAAUCCGAGCGUGUACUCCUUGUUACAAAACACAGGUCGGAUUAACUACACCGAGCCCCACAGCAUGGGCGAAAUAUGGACUUCGAUGCUUUGGGAGGUCUAUUGGAACAUGGUCGACAGCAGCGGCUUCGCCGACCCAAAGUACCUGAACAUGACUGCCGGAAACACACUUGCAUAUCUCAUGGUCAUUGAUGGCUUCAAGCUUCAGCCCUGCAACCCUACCUUUGUGGCGGCUCGCAAUGCGAUCAUCAAGGCAGAUCAAGUCAACACGGGCGGAAAGUACUUUUGUCAUAUCUGGAGAGGCUUUGCGAAGCGUGGCCUGGGAUACUCCCAAGUCGAUAUUACUGCUGGCAGUGGAGGCUAUGUCGACUACUUUGAUUUGCCGCCGAGCUGCAGUGGCCAGGCAAACCACACCGGCGCACUGACGCUGGGUUUACAGACCAAUGAGCUGGCCUCCAACUCCAGCUCACACGGCCUAUCCUCUCGACAAAGCAGCCGCGAUUUCGUUGCCUUGUAUAUCGCAGCACUCGCUGCAGUCUAUUUGAUCCAUGCCCGGAAUUAGCCGAUUCCCAGAGGUUCACUGCUUGGUCGGAACGAAACGGGACAACGUGUCCCUGAGCGUCCUGAAUGGCCUGUAGGCUCCAGUGAACAAGCCGUGCGAUUGUUUCCUGUCUAGUUGACAGUCUCCUGAUUUCGUUGGCUUGGUCUUGAAUACACUCGGUUGAUCUCCUGUGGCGAUGUGGGAGUGUAGUGCGUCCACUCGAUGUGUGAG
Molecule: messenger RNA, 2034 nt
Organism: Polychytrium aggregatum
Lineage: Eukaryota; Fungi; Chytridiomycota; Chytridiomycetes; Polychytriales
Product: Fungalysin metallopeptidase-domain-containing protein
Exons: 3
Molecular function (GO): zinc ion binding; metalloendopeptidase activity
Source: RefSeq, a predicted model, not a curated record